Saccharomyces eubayanus is the source of this 717-nucleotide messenger RNA. It is a transcript of the gene TLD1, whose product is annotated as triglyceride-associated lipolysis regulator TLD1. The transcript has a single exon. The coding region runs from base 1 to 717 and encodes 238 amino acids. The record is from RefSeq and is a predicted model, not a curated record. Lineage: Eukaryota; Fungi; Ascomycota; Saccharomycetes; Saccharomycetales; Saccharomycetaceae.
AUGAUUUUUUUUCUCAGAAGGCUCAUAGGAUCAUCUGUAAUCGAUCAAGAAUCCAAGAGAACAUCGGGGAAGGAGGAAGUUAUGUCUAACAGUCGAUUAGCGCUUGUUAUUAUCAACCAUGCCUUUGAUAAGGUCGUCUCACUGACGUGCCAUUGCGGGAUUUUAUCAGAAAUAAGAUCGGGACUGAUGUUUCUGUUCAGCAUCUUUCAGUUGCUUUGCUCCUUGGGCGUGAUCAUAUUACUAUUGCCCAUUAUCAUAGUGGACGCCAUUGAUCUGUUUCUUUAUAUAUGCCGGUUAAUCGAUUACGGCUGUAAACUGGUCCAUUAUAAGAGAUCAUCCCUAGUGUCGUCGCCAUCGCCGCCGCAAACAGAGGGUACUGCUUUAGACGCGGACACAAGCACUAAAGAGGAGAUAAUCAUCGAUGAGGAAAUAAUAAACAUGCUGAACGAAUCCUCCGAAUCAUUGAUUAAUCAUAUGACAACUGGUUUGAAGUAUGAGAGUCACACGGGGAACGCCACCAAAAAUGACUGUCUCGAUUCUUCGAGUUCAAUGACCUAUGUAGAUCGAAACAGGGAUUUUGACGAAGAAAAGCGGGGUUACUAUUACGAGGAAGAAGACGAUGAUUUUCUAUCUAACACGAAUUUUGAUAAGAUAUCAUUAAUCGAAAGGUCGUUCACGAGUCGUUUCGAAGUGGCUUGUGAGCAGAAGGCUGCUUGA